Cryptosporidium muris RN66 is the source of this 2922-nucleotide messenger RNA. RefSeq lists its product as uncharacterized. The coding region runs from base 1 to 2922 and encodes 973 amino acids. The record is from RefSeq and is a predicted model, not a curated record. The transcript has a single exon. Lineage: Eukaryota; Apicomplexa; Conoidasida; Eucoccidiorida; Cryptosporidiidae.
AUGAGAUUAGUUAGAAAUGAAAAUACGGAUGAAGUUAACAAGAGAGUGAAUGAACUAGAAUAUGAACUCUUUAAACUGAGAGAAGAAACAAGUAAACUUUAUGAGAAAGACUAUAUUACUAAUUAUUCAACACCUAUAGCACCUUUGAGAGUAUCUGAGAAAUCAAAAAUAAAAUGUAACAAUAAUAAAGCAAAUACUUCAACCAGAUUAAGAGGGCCAAAACAAAGAUUGGGUUCUGGAUAUUCAUCAACUUCACUUAACACAAGGAAAGUAAAACCUUAUAGUUAUGAAGAUGAAAAUGAUCCACAAGUGAUUGAAAAAAAAAAUAGUAGUGAUGGUAAGGAUUUAGAGAAUUGGGAACAAUAUCAGACAAAUAUAUGUUUGUUUUCUAGAAAGUAUGACUUUGAACAUGAUCCUAAAAGUAAAUACUAUCAAGUUAACCUUAAAUCUCUUAGAGGAGAUUUGGUUAGAGACUAUGAAUCCAAGAAAGAGCUAGAAAAAAGUUCAUUUGAUAAGCAUAUUGAAGAAGUAGUGGUAGAUGUACCAUUUUUGAGUACUAGAAAUACUAAGGGUAAGCUCACUGCACCAAUAACGUCUUAUAGUAGUAAUACCAUAAAUAAUUUUGAGGAUAAAGUAGUAUAUAAAGACUCAUUUUUGCUUGAUAUAAUGAAAAUGUCAAAGAGACCUUCAAUAAUAUCUUAUAAUUCUGCAUUUACAUCUUCUACAAAUAGUAAUACUUUACAGGAUAGUUCUAAUAAAGAUGGAACCAACACUAAAGGGUACUUUACGAGAGAUAUUCAUGAAAAAGAAGAGGAAGAAGAAGAGGAAGAAGAAGAGGAAGAAAAAGAAGAAGAAAAAGAAGAAAAAGAAGAAGAAAAAGAGGAAAAAAAAGAGGAAAAAAAAGAGGAAAAAGAAGAAUUUGGGGUUGGUAGAUUAAAGAUUAGCAAUAAUUUUCUUUCUAAUAUCCCAUCAAUAAUAUCUGAAAGGUCUAGUAAUAUGAAACCAUUAUAUGAAAAUGAGCGUGAAAUGUUACUAAGACGAAUUCAAUCGUUGGAAGUGAUUGAAUCUUCACAACAUAUGUUAGUCUUAGAGGCACAAAAUCGUGAACAACAAUAUAAAAUACGUACUGAUGAGCUUCAAAAGCAACUAGAAUAUAAGGAGACAAAACUCUCACUACAGGCUCAAGAAUUUGAGAUGUUACAGAGAGAUAUGAACGCUUUGAAGCAAGAGAAACUAUUACUAGAGGAGAAAUUUAAGCAAUUGGAGAUGCAUUGGGCUAAUGAGUAUAGUGACUUACAUAGGUACAAGGUUGAAUAUGAAAUAGUUCAGCAACAGAAUAAAGUUUUGACAGAGGAAAAAGCAAGUUUUAUAUCUGGUAUUGAGAGCGAUCGUGAAAGAUAUAGACAAAUGGAGAAUACCAAUACACGUCUGUUGCUUCAGGUGAGGAAUUUAGAAGAAAGAAAUAUGGAGCUCACAAAUAAAAGCAUGAAACUACAGGAGAAUACAGAUAAUUUGACUAAGGAUUAUAAUAAAAUUUUCCAGCAAUAUACUAGCUUGCUUACAGAUCAUAAUUGUUUACGAAAAAAUGAAGAAAUUUUAAAUAAAUCAAUAGCAGAGAUGCAAAUAAAAGAGAAAGAUAUGGAAAAGGAGUUAAAGAAGAUGAAAGAGAAAUUACAAGGUUUUGAUAUUACAGAGAGAUUAGUAGAAAAUUUGCAAUCAGAAAUGAAGGAAUUAAAGGAGGAAAGGCAUCAUAUUUUAGAGGAGAAAGAUACUUUGUCAGGUGAAAAUAGAAAUUUAACUAAACAAAUAAAGAGACUUGAAGAAAUACAAUAUGAAAUGAAGAAUCAGAUAUUAGAUUAUACACUAGAAAAUCAAAAAUUGAAGAAGUUAAUUAAAAAUACUUUCAUACCUUUACUACCUUCAACAGAACAUGCAUCAACAAUAAAUCAUGUCUUGACUAUAUUAAAUGCUAAAGAAAAUUCCAGAAUGAAUACAAAAAAUUUGGAAGAUCUGUAUCUUUCUUCAAAUAGAAAAUCAAAGAAAGAAGAUAGAUCUGAAGAUAAAAAUAUAUUAAAUUCGAGAAAUUCACCUAAAAAUGAUAAAAACACAAAGUUACAAUGUGAUGAGGAUUUACAAAAUAAAGAAUCUGUGGUUGAUAGUAAUCAAGAAUUAAUUGAUAGAUCUAAGUCAAAGUUGAAUGAAAUUAAUCCACUUAUUACUGAUAAUAAAUUAAUAACAGAGAAACUUUCGGUGAAAAAAAUUCAAGAAAAAGAGGAAGAUACAAAUAGUGAAGUUAGUGUAGAUUACUUAAUUAAUAGAGUAGAAGAGACUGAUAAAUUUCAAUCAGUAAAAGAGAGAGAGAUCUGUUUAUUAAAUGAAGUUCCGGAUUCUACAAUGCAUGAAUCAAAACAAGAAAACUCGAUUCUUUCUACUCAAGUUAAUAAUUCAUUCAAUAAAAUAUAUUUAGAUUUAUCUAAUAAUCAAACUGUAGAUGAGACUGUUACUGGAGAGCAGACACCAGACUUAUUAAAUCAUGUUGUACCUUACAGUAUACCUACAAAAAUAAUAAGUCAGAUUGGUGAUGUUUUAUCUAAAGGAGAUAUUCCCGUAGUACCAAUAAAAACCAAACAGAUAUGUUCAGAUAAAGAUAUAUGUAAGACUGCUGACUCUAAGUUAUUUGAAUUUUCUGAUACUAACUUAGUUGAUAAUGGGAUGCUCUUAGAAAACUAUGAAAAGCAAUUAUUUUUGUUAACAGUUGAAAAGAACCAGAUUGAAGUUGAAUUAUCUACAAUACCAAAUAAUCCUUGGAAUCAAACAAAAAAGGAAUAUGAGUACAACGAAUACCUUCAAACACGUUUACUAGAGAUAAAGAGUAGUCUAUCGUCAAUUCAUGAAAAGAUCAAGAACCUUAGAAUGGAAUAG